AUGAUCACCAAGUAUUUCACCAAUAUUGCUGUGCAGUUCAAGGCCAGCAGUGCUGGAGCUCACACCGCUCGAACUUUUCUCGCAGCAAUUCCUCUGUCUGCUAAGACUGGAGGAACCAAAAUUGUUGCCAAGGUUCUGCCCGAGGCCGGAAACGGCGAGGACAAGAUCGAGGUCAAGUUCAAGGACGGCCACGUGAUCAAGGUCGACCCCAAGCUAGGCAAGUUUGUUGAUCUCAGCCGUCAGUUUGAUUCUCACUCUCAGAAGCUCAAGAUUGCUGAGAAGAUUGACGCCUAA
Messenger RNA from Yarrowia lipolytica CLIB122, 294 nucleotides. RefSeq names its product mitochondrial 54S ribosomal protein mL53. Gene Ontology annotation, molecular function: structural constituent of ribosome. NCBI's taxonomy places the organism in Eukaryota, Fungi, Ascomycota, Dipodascomycetes, Dipodascales. Gene Ontology annotation, cellular component: mitochondrial large ribosomal subunit. The record is from RefSeq and is a predicted model, not a curated record.